UCAGUUUCAUCUCUUGAUGUCAUUUAUUCUCACAAGGUUUUCUAUCGUCGAUCGUCCCUUGUUAUAGGGAAGCUCAAAGUUAAAAUGCCCAACGCCCAUGCCCAAUACCCGAGCCCAACGUCUAACAUCCAACUUCGUGACCGAAAUGGAGUAUACCGAGAUGGGCUCCCUAUUAUUCCCACCGCAGCUGGAGGUCGGAGCGGUCUGCCGUCAAGCUUGGGGCCCAAGACAUCCUGAAGCUUACUACUGCGGCCUGACAUGCCACGUAUCGCCCACUAAUCUUCAUGCUGUCGCCAUGGCUCGCGACAUAUUCAUAUUAGUGAUUAUACAGCGACCCAUGGCGUGUUUCUCGUGUUUUUUCGGCUCAUUUAUUUGGUGCUUUCAACUAGCGUGUUCAAGAAAUGGACCUCGAAGACUUACCAAACACAAUCCACCCGCUCUCGUCUGGUCGUGAGAGUCAGACAAGCGACGAUGAAGAGGAAUUCAAGCUUCCGAACAUGGCGUCCCUCGUCAUCAUGUUGGUGAUGAAUUUCCUUCUUCAAAUAUCAUUUUUCAUCAUCGUUUCAUCGGCAAACAAGUAUGCAGACUACUUGGGAGGAAAUGCCACUUUCUCUGGUAUUGUCAUCGGCAUUCCAACUGGCAUUGCUGGACUUUCUUUGAUACCUUUGACGCAGUACGAUAAAGGGAUGUACAAAAUGCCCCUUCAUGUCAGUUGCUGCUUUGCCAUUCUAGGUCACGUCGCCUACGCUGUUGCGUAUCGGGCCAACUUCUUAUACCUGAUUCUGAUCGGCCGGUGCCUUACCGGCGUGUCAUUUUCUCUGUUCAUGUACUGCAAGCGGUACUGCACGGACCCUCGAAUUGUUGGAAUCAGACGAAGGACGACGCUUGCUACUUGGCAGGUCGUCUGCCAAUGUUUGGGCCUGAGCCUUGGCCCAUUCUUUGGUGGAUUGUUAUACAAGAUUGGGUUCUCGAACUCAACUUUCAACGGUGACACAAGUCCGGGUUGGAUCAUGGCUGGUAUCUAUGCUGGCUUCUGGGUUUUGGUGACAAAAUAUUUCAAGGACGUCCCUCCACCACCAACCGUGACAGAGUUGUCUCUACCAAUCUCGAAGGAUCUCGAGGCGGAGCCUUGUCCCGAUUAUCCAUCAGUGCCUGCCACAUCCCCUUCCUUGCCCAUUGACGAAUCAUUCAGAGCGCAGCUCUCGCUGAUCACAUUGACCCAAUGGGGUGUCAUUGUAUGCAUGUGCUGGUGCUCUAUGGUCUGCUUUUUUAUCCUAGGCUCCUGGGAAGCCAACUUGCCUGUGUUUGGAGCUGCCACUGCACACCUUCACUGGUCUCCGUUUGAUGCAGGAAAUUUCAUCGCUCUCGGUGGAAUAACAUGUUUCCCCUUCCUCCUCGCCAACCUCUUAGCUGCGCGUCGUAUGCAAGAUCGCAAACUCCUCGCUUUCGGGACGACUCUCGGCCUUGCAGGCCUUCUCGCAUUUCUUUCCAUCCUUCGCACCGGGAAAGUCAACUACGGCUCAUUGUUCGCAUGUUGGUUCACGGUGGCGCUCGGGUUUAACAUGGCGACUGCAAUAACCCUUAGUCUCCUCAGCAAGCAGCUCCCGCCCCAGUGGAACGGGCGCACUUCGGUCAUGAUUCAAUGUAGUAAUUACACUGGUCGCGUGACCGGUGCAAUUUGGGGUGGUUCGGGCGUUUCAGUUGGGAUGCUGAACUACGUAGGAUUGGAGAUUGCUAUGGUUGGUAUUGGAGCUAUUAUGUUUACGACGUUGUGGAAGGAGCUGAAGACGAAGAAUGGAUAAGCUGUCCAAGUGGAAGUGCAUUUUCUGUCUUUGCACUUGGGCUCUAUGAGCCUUCGAAUAGAACGCAACCCCAUGUACAUACUUACGGCG
This is a messenger RNA of Suillus clintonianus, 1892 nucleotides long. Its product is annotated as major facilitator superfamily domain-containing protein. Gene Ontology annotation, biological process: transmembrane transport. The transcript has 3 exons. Bases 402 to 1802 code for a protein of 466 amino acids. Gene Ontology annotation, molecular function: transmembrane transporter activity. The record is from RefSeq and is a predicted model, not a curated record. Gene Ontology annotation, cellular component: membrane. NCBI's taxonomy places the organism in Eukaryota, Fungi, Basidiomycota, Agaricomycetes, Boletales, Suillaceae.